This is a messenger RNA of Fraxinus pennsylvanica, 768 nucleotides long. The record is from the annotation of a GenBank genome assembly. Lineage: Eukaryota; Viridiplantae; Streptophyta; Magnoliopsida; Lamiales; Oleaceae.
AUGGAGAGAGAGCGUGAAGUGAAGGUAUCAAAAUUCAAGAGGAUUUGUGUGUUUUGUGGGAGUAGCCAAGGCAAGAAGAUUAGUUACCAAGAAGCUGCUAUUGAGCUUGGCAAAGAAUUGGUUUCUAGGAACAUUGAUUUGGUCUAUGGAGGAGGCAGCAUAGGGCUUAUGGGUUUAGUCUCACAAGCAGUUCAUGAUGGUGGUCGGCAUGUUAUUGGGGUUAUUCCCAAGACGCUCAUGCCUCGAGAGUUAACUGGUGAAACUGUAGGGGAAGUGAAGGCAGUUGCAGAUAUGCACCAAAGGAAAGCUGAAAUGGCUAGGCAUUCUGAUGCUUUUAUUGCCUUACCAGGUGGUUAUGGAACUCUAGAGGAAUUACUUGAAGUGAUAACCUGGGCUCAACUUGGUAUUCAUGAUAAGCCGGUAGGCUUGCUGAAUGUGGAUGGGUACUACAAUUCGUUACUGUCAUUCAUUGACAAAGCUGUAGAGGAAGGCUUCAUUAGUCCAAAUGCUCGCCACAUAAUUAUAUCUGCACCGACAGCACAGGAGCUGGUCAAGAAAUUGGAGGAGUAUGUUCCUAGCCACGAAAGAGUUGCGUCGAAACUGAACUGGGAGAUGGAGCAGCUUGGCUACGCCCAAAAUUAUGAUAUAUCCAGGACCCAACAAGAGGAAAAGUUUACUCCGGCUCUUGCGUCGAGAUAUGAUAUGCAAUGUGUGAGCGGAAAUGUGACGUGUUGUGUUCUGCAUCAGAAAAAAGAAAGGACAGAAUGA